Symbiodinium pilosum is the source of this 582-nucleotide messenger RNA. Lineage: Eukaryota; Dinophyceae; Suessiales; Symbiodiniaceae. The record is from the annotation of a GenBank genome assembly.
AUGGGUGAGCUUGUGUGUUCAGCUAUGGCCAAAAUAACUUGUACGUGUCAGGCUGCUGUGGCAAAGUGCAUACUGCAGGGCGCAGGCCUCGACGAGGCCAGCUGUACUCAGGCAAAUGAGGAACUGGAGGUUCUAAGGGCCAAUUGCGUCCUGGUGGGCAGGGAUAUCUUGGAUCCGUUCGUGGAAAGCACGUAUACGGCAACGAGAUGUACUCAUUGUAUGCCGGCGUCUGGAGCUCUACUUCGACAGGUCUUGCGCACCGGUUUGCUCGAAUGUGAAGAGCUCUGCGAGCAGGACACAGGCUGCCGAGGCUUUGAUUAUGACACAAUUCGAGGCCUUUGUAGAACUUGGGGCAUGUGCCCCAAUUCUGCUCGAUCAGAUGAAAAUGGAUGUCAAUGGGCAACCUACGAUCAGCCACGACAGACUGUGCAGUCGACGACAUCCCAAACGGAGGCUAACACUACUACCAGCACUGCUGUCCAAGCGCCGAACAAAGCGGUCGCUUUAAGUGCCGCAGUGAGUCCUGGACCAGAUGUGGUAGUCAUGGCGGCUUGCGCGCUUCAAGCCAUCUGGAUCGGGUGA